Lingula anatina is the source of this 1516-nucleotide messenger RNA. RefSeq lists its product as uncharacterized. Lineage: Eukaryota; Metazoa; Brachiopoda; Lingulata; Lingulida; Lingulidae. The record is from RefSeq and is a predicted model, not a curated record.
CAAGAGACCAGAAUAGAACAAGCUUAGACAACAGAGGGUCGAGAUUCGGCAGAGUAAAAGUUCUCUUUGAAAACGACUACUCAGCACAGGGCAAACUAAUCAGCAUAUUUUAAUCACAAAAAUAAAGUUAUUGAAAUACCUAAAAUUGGAGUUAGACUGAACUGAGUGAACCAGAUCUAACCAGGGCCAUCAUGAAUGAAAAAGUAGAAGUUGGGUUGCAUGUUCGUGUAGCCGACUGCUUUUUAAGUGCACUUGUCAUUGGUCCAGCAGUUGUCUGCUACUGGAGAGGAACGUGGAAUUUAUUGGAUCUGUACCUAUUCCCCAAUGAUACUGAGAAAACUGGAUGGAUAUCUGCUGCCAUUGGAAUUUUCAUUCCAUUGAUUUUUAGUUUUUGUCAGUUCUUUAUUCAAAAACUUGUGGAAGGGGAAUCAAAGGCUGUGUUUGUUUUGAUGUCCAGAGUGUACACCUAUUUCUUUGCAUUUGGGUGUGUCAGUCAGUGGAGAGGUGUCUGGUAUCUGUUAGAUCACUACACAGGGACGACACCCUGGGGUGCAGCUGGGCCACUCAUUGUUGCAUGUGGAGUUAUGGUUUUUGUGAGAGGACUAGUGAACACUCUAGCACCACCACUGGUUAUUUCCAUGGACUUUCCUGAAAACUAUUUCACAGUGACAAGACGCUUCAACAUACAGCCUAAAGACUUGGGUAACUUCAUCUAUGAUGCGGUCUUUUCCGUUGUCAUCAUUGAUGGGUUAGUUGUUUGCAUUUGGAGAGGAACAUGGCUACUUCUUGAUUUUGGCUGGGAGACAGUAAUAGCAAAAGAUGUCUACUUCUUAUCUCACAUCUCUUCCUUGUGCCUAGGCUAUGGAUUGACUUUUUUGGCCAUGUUAUUUCAGCAUCCAGUACAUUUAAUAUCACAAAAACUUCUGAACUAUCCAAAAGUAUUCAAGAUUGCUAUUGAGGAUAUCUUCACUGCAGCUGGAAUUGUGGGCUGUGUCUCUGUUUGGCAUGGGGUGUGGUAUAUCCUUGAUGCUUAUUUUUUGCCAGAUAGAUUAGAGUUGAGUGCAUGGAUCUCACACAUCAUGGGGUUUUGUGUGACACUUGCUCUUUUUGCCUCCAAUUCAUUGUUGGUGAGAGGAUGUUCUGUAGAUGGUGACAGCAUUGAAGAUGUACAUUAUUUGGUCCAGCCUGUACAGUACUUUGAGAGUAUAAAAGCCUGUAGAAAAGAGAAGACUGAGACUCCCAAUGUAGAACUAAGGACUUAUAGGUCCAAGGAUGAAGAAAAAAAAGGAGGCCUGGAUUCUGUUGCUUUGGCUUUGGCUUAAAGGGACAACAACUGUUCGUGUUAGAUUCUUAUAGCAUAAUAAAUGCAUUGCAAACAACUCAUAGAAAUAUAAUAAAUUCCAUUUUACCACCAAAACAGCAGUUAUUGCAAUAAUUAUGGAAUCUGUGGACCUUCUUAGAUGGCUAUACCUUCCUAAUAAUUUAUUACAAUUAUUGCCAAAAAAAAAAAAAAAAA